CAGAAUUGGUGGCAACACUUAAGUUUACGUCAAGCACCAAGCAAGUUCUCAAGUUAAGCGAAAGCUAAAAGGAAAACAGAGACUAUGCUUAUAUUUAACUUUAUCACCUAAUGUUAAUUACUAUAUGAUGCGGUUAUGCGUACAUUUAACUAACCUGGUUAUUUAUUUGUAAAGCAUUUAAUUUUUUAAUUAAAAAUGGAAGUGACUAGUGGUGCGGAGGAAGGAUUUAUUCGCGAGUGGACCCCGUGUUCCCAUAUUUUGAACUUGAUUCCUCCUAGAAUUCAAACAGGAAUAUUUUCUACUGAAUUGUCUUUAACCUGUGUUGAUGCUGUUAGUGAAUAUAUAGCUCUUGGCACGAAUGUUGGUUUGGUUUACUGGUACGAUAGAAAAAAAGGAAACAUUCAAAGAUUGCGAUGCGAGGCAUCUACAUCUCCCAUAACAUAUGUGAAGAUAGUAAACACCGUAGACUACAUGGUAGGCGCAGGCAAUGCUGCUGGUCAGGUCACCGUCUUCCAGAUCCCCAAGGAGCACCCAGAGAACAUUCCAGACACACUCAAACCAAAGGUUGAGCCAAAGGUGGAGAGGUACACUAUUGGUGAUCUCCACAAGAGUAAAAUCACAUCGAUAGAGUGGUCGAAGAAUGGUAUGCGACUGUUCUCCGGGGACAAGAGCGGUGUCAUCAUUAUGACGGAGAUUGACUUUUAUAUGCACUUGUGCAAGUCAAUGGAGAUAGUGAACGAGGAAUACGAGAUAGUACAGAUGAGCUACCACCAGAACACACUGCUGGUGUCCAGUCUGUACCGCACCAUACUCUGUGAGCGACGCGACGCGCGCUGGCAUGUUAGCCAGCUCGGCAAGAAGGAGAGGAAGAGCCUGUGCCGACUGGGGGCAGUCUUCCAGCACUCGUACGCGCGGGGCGGGGGCGCGGCCGCGUACUGCGCGCGCGCAGGCCUUCGCCUGUGGCGAGCAGACGCACAGGGCAACGUGCUCCAUACUCUGCUCUUCAAGGAAGCGAUCUCCAAUCCGCUGACUGUGGCUGAGCUGCUGAACCCGGCGCAGAAGAAGGCGGAUGCGGGUGGUGGUAUGGGCGAGAGCGAGGCGAGCCUGGGUCCGCUGCACGUGUUCCGCGAGCACUUCCUGGUGGCGCACGACGAGCGGCUGCUGUACGUGCUGGACCCGCGCUCGCUCACCGCUGUGGCUGUUGUGGACGACCUCAGGCGGAUAUUGUCUGUGUCAGUGAACAAGGACGAGAUCUUCGUGCUGGAGGGGCCGCGCUCGCUGGUGCGCCUCGCGCAUGCGCCAGAGCCCGCCGCGCUCGCGCGACCACAAGAUGAAACAUCAAAUCUGAUGACUCGAUCGCUGACUUCGUCGAUCCAACAGGCGGUGAACACGGUACGCGAACUGACGCAACUGGACACCACCGCGCCAUACAUCACCAGUGUCCUCGAGCAACCCAUCUCCUUGCUGACCAGGAACGAGACCUUAGACAGCAUGGCCGUCGCCAGCGCGGAGGAGUGCUUCGAGUUACCACCUAUAAAGAACCUGCCCACUGACAUAGCCGAUAACGUUCUAGAAUCUAUUGUCAACGAAUUCAAAGACGUAUCCAGCGAUGCUGAGGAGAUAAGGAAAGUGAAAUCUGAAGAAUUGCAGAAGAAAUUGAGUAUUUACAAUAGGAUAAUGGAAAAGAAAUGCGACGAGGAGUUGAUACAUAGCAGCAAGAGGAGUCGCCGGCGGGAGGCGGGGUCCGGGGCCACCACGCCGCGGCUCUGCACGCCGGUACGCAAGUCCCCCGCACCAGCACCAGCACCACCACCAGCACCAGCACCAGCACCCGCAACCAGCUACACCAGCCCCUGUCUCAUGAACCUCAGUGUCUACAGUAAUGAUACACAGAACGAUGAUGUGCUCGAAAAGGAAAUUGAAGAAAAAGAGAAAAUUUUAGCAAAAUUAUUGAAUCUGGAAUCUUUUAGUAUAGCGAGCCAUAUAACUAAGACAACUAACGGAGCUAAAGAAGCGCCUGAAGAAGUAGAAUAUUUUAAACCGUACGAAGAAAAACCUUUACAAAGCGAAAAACACGAAGAGAAACCCAUCAAGAAAGUUGUACAAGCGAAAUUGGAACCUAACGUAAUAGAUUUAGUGCCUAAAGUUGUGCAGCUACCUAACAAUUGGAACUUGGAGAAUAUCCAAUUGCGUUUGGAUUUGAAGAACGGCGUCAAAGAUGUGAUCUCACCGGACGAACAUCUGGACAGCGAGUGGGAGGUCAUCUGAUCCAUUUCCACAUACUUCGGUAAAUUAACAUCAAGAAUGCAUCGUGAAGAACAAGGUGAAGAAAGUUAAUUAUUAGAUGUAAUAUUUAUUUGAAAACGUGUAGCUUAUAGUAUUGUAAAAUAUGAAACAAGCGCCAAUAGCUCAGUGGCGUAUGCUAUGACGUAAAUAUGAGGUCUUAGGUUCCUAGCACAAACAUUUUUAGCUAAAACUGGUGAAAUUAUUAGUAAUUUACACAAUGUCCUAAUUUACAAAUUUUUUUUAGAAUUUACAAAUUCAUUAGGAUCUUCAU
Messenger RNA from Papilio xuthus (Asian swallowtail), 2557 nucleotides. RefSeq names its product WD repeat-containing protein CG11141. Gene Ontology annotation, molecular function: protein binding. The coding region runs from base 196 to 2268 and encodes 690 amino acids. The record is from RefSeq and is a predicted model, not a curated record. The transcript has 10 exons. Lineage: Eukaryota; Metazoa; Arthropoda; Insecta; Lepidoptera; Papilionidae.